UACAUUUCCAAGGCAGGAAGUAUGAAGCGGAAGUAAGGGGGGGAGUGCCAAGGAAUUUUUGGUAUUACCACCUCCGCCACCUCGAGACCUAGCCAGUGUAGGCGAAUCGCCGAUCCGCACCAUGGACGCCAGCUGGCAGCCCGUGCAGGGGUCCAACCCCGCUGCCGGCGUUCACCCGAACGACCCCGCCGCCGCCGGAGGCCACUGGGCCGCCCAGCACGACCCUGAAUGGCGCAGCAGGAUCGUCAGUAGGAUAGGCCAUAUCCGUAGCGGCAGAAGCAGAUUCCUUGUCGAUCUACGCACAAGCUAUUUCCUGCAGGGGGAUUCACUAAUCAACUUAGUGGAAAUUCUGAAGAAGCAUCUGCCAGCAUCAGUUCUAGAUCUAGAUGGACUGAACCAUCUUCAAGGAGUCGCUGAGCGAUUUGAAGAGAAGAUGUAUACCGCAGCGACCAGCCAGUCUGAUUAUCUGAGGAAGAUUUCUCUGAAAUUGCUCUCUAUGGAGUUGAAGAGACAGCAGGCUCUGCUCAAGUGAUCCCAAAACAAAACAACCCUGGUCAAGGAUGACUUAGACGAUCAUGUUGAUGGUACAAGCUCAUGUCUCCAGGUUGUA
Messenger RNA from Lolium perenne, 610 nucleotides. RefSeq names its product mediator of RNA polymerase II transcription subunit 15a. Gene Ontology annotation, molecular function: chromatin DNA binding; transcription coactivator activity. NCBI's taxonomy places the organism in Eukaryota, Viridiplantae, Streptophyta, Magnoliopsida, Poales, Poaceae. The record is from RefSeq and is a predicted model, not a curated record. Gene Ontology annotation, biological process: regulation of DNA-templated transcription.